Messenger RNA from Eruca vesicaria subsp. sativa (arugula), 1794 nucleotides. Lineage: Eukaryota; Viridiplantae; Streptophyta; Magnoliopsida; Brassicales; Brassicaceae. The record is from the annotation of a GenBank genome assembly.
AUGGAUUCUCAACCUCCGGCGAACGAAUCCUCACCGUCAAACGUCGGAGACCUAGUUCCUCUCUAUUCCAAUUACCUCUGGAACCGCGUCACCUCAUUGCUUCCCACUUCUAACUCAAUUCUCCUCCGAAAAUUCUCAAAUCUCUAUCGCCAAACCUUCGCCACGAAAACGCGACGUAUAUCCUUCCCUCUUCCUCUCCCUUCUUCCGAGUUCCCAUGCCCCUCUACCAACGUAACGGCCGAUGCGUCGAGGAUUUACGUUGUGUUGGAGGAGAUAAUGGCUGACGUUCUCUCCAACUUGCAUGAUAUUCAGAAAAGUUUGGAUUUCUGGCAGUCUAGAGCUGAGGGCUCUAAUGCUCGAAAAGCUUACUUCAUGAUCUUUGAGAGAGGACCAGGAGCUUUUGUGAAUGAGAGUACGAACCUAGUUCGUAGAAGUCUUAGUGAGGAUUCUGCGAUUCAGCAUCUUUGUCAGUCGUCUUCGUCUCACAUGUCUGAUAGGAUGAGGGUGUUGAUGGAGUUGAGAUCUGCGCUUGCUUCCUUUCUUGCUCAGCUUUAUGUUGAAUUGGAUAAACGUGGCGAAGAUCUUUUGAAGAAUCCAGAGAAGUCAAUGCCGUCACUGUUGGCUGUUAUCAAUGGAUUGUUUUCCAACUUGGAGGGUUCGUUCAGCCAUUUACAUGCUGUGCGUGAGUCUGAUUCUUCUGUUGAUGAAAGUUACUCAAUGCCGCUAGUAUUUGAUCGACUGCCUGAAAUUAACGAAGACGGAUCUCAGUGGACUGAUUGUGAACUCACAGACGCUAUCAACCUGGUUCAUAAGAAUUUGGAAAAACUCAACUCAUAUUUAUCAGUUAUGGUAGGCAAGCAUCGAAAGCCAAGGAGAAUGACUCUGUACUGGGUCCGAUAUACAUGUGGUGCAGUUGGUCUUUCUGUUUUCUCUGUAUGGCUGCUACGUCAUAGUAGUUUGAUGGGAAGUUCUGACAUCGACAAUUGGAUUCAUGAUGCAAAAGAAGCAACAAUGAGCUUCUUCAGUGAUCACGUUGAGCAACCGCUACUUGCCAUUAGGGAUGAACUUUUUGAUACUUUCCGGAAAAGGCACAAGAGUGUAAUUGAUACUGAAGAGGUGCUGCUGACGCAAGACUCACUGCAUAGAAUGCUGAAGAAUUUUUGCGAGCAGGCUAAGCCUGAAAAAGUCCCAGAUAAUGCAUCUGAUCAGGAGAUGCUUGAAGUUGUUAUGAACCGGUAUGAAAAAGAACUUGUGCACCCUAUUCAUAACCUUCUUAACGGAGAGCUUGCACGCGGGUUGCUUAUCCAGGUCCAGAAGCUUAAACUGGAUAUAGAAACAGCGAUGCUUGAACUAGAUCAGAUACUUCGUGCAAAUGAAAUAAACUUUGCCAUUCUGGCAGCAUUACCUGCAUUCUUUCUCAGCCUUGGUAUGCUCACAUUGCUUCGGACAUGGCUUAAACAGGAUAGCAGAGCUCAAGGACGUGGAAGAAUUGCACGUAUUCACAGGAGGCUACUGGUAGUUGAAAUUGAAAAGAGAAUUAUGCAGUAUCAGAGCUACAUUGAACAAGGACGUGAUAAGGAUGCAGAAAAUGUAUUUGGUUUGCUAAUAUACAGCCUUGAGCGUUUGUACCGGGUUGUUGAGAAACCUGCAAGAACAAGCGGCGAGUGGGAUUUCGUGAAACAAGAUCUGAUCGAGUUAGGAAAGCCACAGCAGCAAACGUCGUAUAAAUUAACGGUGACGCAACGGCUAGUAAAAGUUUAUGACUGUUUGCUUCCUACUCUGAAACGACAAUAA